AUGAUGAUGCAGAUGCUGCGGCGUAAUGUGCGAGGGGGUAUGUCACCGACCUGGGCUGCUGCAUCGAGAGGGCUCCACGUGCAUGCAAGCACUCCUCUCCUGGCUCGGCGACGCGAGUACGAUGAGGAGGCGCUCCGCGAAGCAGCUGCCGCCCUCUCCGUAGAGGGGCUCGCCAGCAACGAGGAAGAGUUGAGGUUGGCAAGGGCCGCCGUAGGCGCGCACGAUGAUGCAUCGGAGGAGACAAAUGGCCACGGUGUCGCAGCGAGGCGGCAGCGCGAGACCGGAGCAGGUCCGGUGGUGGAGGAAGGCGAGGAAGUAGGCCACCUCAAGUGGCUGGCAGGAGAAGAGUUUGUGCUGCGCGAGAUCCAACCAGGCCAACUGGCCUACGUUCGGAUUCUUAAACCAGGCAUUACGCCCCUCAUGGCGUUCGGACAAAAGCGUGGCAACAAGAGGAAGCGCUUUGCCUACAAGGGGCACGUCAGCCCCUACUUCCGCCUCUCGCCCAAGUCUCCCCUUUGGAAACUCGUAAUUGCCGAAAAGGACCUCAUCGAGGAAGGCCGCCGCGCGCGUUUGGAGUAUGAGCGGACGAUGUGGCCCAAGUCGAAGAAGAAGCCGCAGAACUGGGGCGAAAAUGUGUAG
Messenger RNA from Acanthamoeba castellanii str. Neff, 639 nucleotides. RefSeq lists its product as uncharacterized. NCBI's taxonomy places the organism in Eukaryota, Discosea, Longamoebia, Acanthamoebidae. The coding region runs from base 1 to 639 and encodes 212 amino acids. The record is from RefSeq and is a predicted model, not a curated record. The transcript has 2 exons.